This is a messenger RNA of Porites evermanni, 876 nucleotides long. The record is from the annotation of a GenBank genome assembly. NCBI's taxonomy places the organism in Eukaryota, Metazoa, Cnidaria, Anthozoa, Scleractinia, Poritidae.
AUGGAGCACUGCUGUUUACUAUGGUCAUUUGGGCAGGAGGGUGAAUGGGAGGACACUCUGAGCCUUCCGUGUGGUAUCGCUACAAACAUCAAAGGACAGUUCCUGAUAGCAGACAGUGGGAUCUUGAAGGUGUUUGAUAGCAACGGAAAGUUUGAUUUUAAGUUUGAUCCUCAAGCUGAUGGCACCGAUACAACGUUACAUAUUGUAGAUGUCGCUGCAGGCGAGGGCGAAAAAAUCUAUCUACUUGUCACACUGAACAAGCCUGGGGCUAAGAAAUGUAGGGAAGUGCAGGUUUACAACAAGAUUGACAACAAGACCGCUGACCUAGAGCACACGUUUCCUGUGAGGAGCGGGGAUUGGACGGAAGACAAACUAACAGUGAGCAGUCUCAAACAAGGCAGCAAAAUUCUGCUGAAGACAUACCUGUGGAAGUCGAUGGGACGUACUAUUGUUGAUGUGCACGAACCGAGUGGCGAGUUUGUUUGCAGCUUUGAAGUGUUCAAGAAUGAAAUCGAUAUCUCUGCUACUUGUGAUGGUCGCGUUAUGAUAAUGGACCGAGCCGAUCAAAGUGUGUACGCAUUUGAUGUGGAGGGACACCAGCUUGGCAAAUUUGAUAUCAAAUCCGAGGGAGAUUGCUAUAAUUUCAUUGCAUGUCACCUGUCAGGUGAACAUGUCGUCCUUGCUGGUUUUAAAAGAAGGACAGGCCACACUACGCUGGCUAUACACACUGUCAAUGGCGAAUUUGUUCGCAGAAUUCAGCUGGGUAAAGCACAGAGUUAUUUAGGUUGGGGAGUAACAGUGACCGUGGAGGAUCACAUUGCUGUGGGUUUUACAGAUGAGGAUUACAAAGAAAAGGUAACCUUAAUUGUUGUUUAA